CAGUGUACCUGAUGGAGGCCGUCGACCCCGACGAGAUGCGCCCAUUGCCGCCCCAAUUCUCCUACGAGAACCGCAAGCUCAACGACCGGGUCGACGCAUUCAUCGACGGCGCCUGGCGGGUCGGCAGAGUCACCCGCUUCGUCGACCCCAAUUUCUACGUCCGGCUCGAUCACGACGCCCGCCGGGUGGAGCAUCAUUGCCCCUUCUACAAAGUCCGCCUCCAUCUCGAGUGGCGAAACGAACAGUGGUUCUACUGCCACGACGACUGGCCUCAGGUCCAGAAUCAGAAUCAGGAUGGGAAUCCGGAUCCGCCACAGGCUGACCAGAGUCAAAAUAAAAAUCAGGGUGGGAAUCCAGAACACGAGCAGAUUCAGGAUCGGACAGAUGAAAUGUUCCGCUCUGCAGUGGGCCUGCCGGACUAUAUGAUUGGGGGGAGUCUGGAUGAGCUUCGCGAUCCAUCUGGAUCUGAUGGCGAGGAAGGAAAAAAGCAGCAGCCCACUGACUAACAGAAGGCCCAUCCGAGGGGUACAUAUGGGCUAGUAUGAGAUAGGGCCCAAUUAGAUAGAUAUGAGGAAUUUGGUAUAUAGCUGUAGUAUAGCUCCAUCUCCUCAUGCCAUGUGGGGUUUUUGGUAUUGAUGGUGAUGAUUCUGUUUUUGCAUCUGGGUCUGGGAGCAUAUAAUUCCACAUCUACACUUUUUGAGAGCAACAAUGUUCAAUAUACAAAAAAGAAAACUUCUUUUCCAGGUAGUUGAGAGAUUGGAAUGAGAUGUCUAGCU
Molecule: messenger RNA, 776 nt
Organism: Linum tenue
Lineage: Eukaryota; Viridiplantae; Streptophyta; Magnoliopsida; Malpighiales; Linaceae
Source: the annotation of a GenBank genome assembly